GCUGGAAGUGCUUCGCUAACAUCUACUACUCGCGAUGUCCAUCUAUGUGCCUCAAACGUCGUCUACGACUCUAGGAAAGGCAUCACUCACCGCAUCAUCUUCGAUACAUCAACCACUAAGAUAUACGGCUACCCGUCUCGUGGCGGUGUCAUCAUGCUAGAGUGUUCCCCGCCCCCAGACUUUAAUUUCCUGGUACUAGGCCGCGUGUAUCCGCUCGUGAAUAAGAUACAUUUCGUUAGAGGCUGCUAUUGCUGGGUGCGAGGUAGUGGGAUUCGAUGGCACGGUACUGGCUACCGAACAGUGAAGAUUGUUCAGCUGGAUGAUAGCGAUGAGCCGGAGCCGACGAAGCGGGAACGACACUAGGUCAGCGUAGCGCGGCCGAGCGCGGGACGGCUUAUAGCCUCCGAAUUCGACACAAACAUGUGGGACGUCGAGAGCGAGAAAGAGCUCGUUCCUAAUGAUGUUGUGCAGUUCCGGCUGUGCACGAGCAUCGAUGGGGAGCCGAAGAUCCUUAGGAAUAGAUUUCGAGGGAAGGAGUGGAGGGGUGUGGCAAGGCAAUGCGUUUAUCGGCGGUUGGAGGCAGAAUGGAACUGGUGAGGUUGUAGAGUUCCAGAAGAUAUGG
Lindgomyces ingoldianus is the source of this 622-nucleotide messenger RNA. RefSeq lists its product as uncharacterized. The annotation marks the transcript as partial. The record is from RefSeq and is a predicted model, not a curated record. Lineage: Eukaryota; Fungi; Ascomycota; Dothideomycetes; Pleosporales; Lindgomycetaceae. The transcript has 2 exons.